Molecule: messenger RNA, 237 nt
Organism: Penicillium alfredii
Lineage: Eukaryota; Fungi; Ascomycota; Eurotiomycetes; Eurotiales; Aspergillaceae
Exons: 1
Coding region: 1-237 (78 amino acids)
Source: RefSeq, a predicted model, not a curated record
AUGCCAGUCAAAGACUUCCCAAAUCCUGCCCAAGCGGCACCGGCCAGAAAAGAGACAGGCGACCUGACCUCUCACGGCAGCACCAGUGGACACUGGACGAUGGAGUCGGACCUAGUGGACCGGCUCGAUGCCAGACAAGAUCCCAUCGCAUUCUGCCCAAUUGGGGCGGAUCAGCACGUUGAGUGUUUCACGCUUCUAUGUGUGGUCCCUCAAGGCGAGGCGGGUGCCCUCGGAUGA